Messenger RNA from Prorocentrum cordatum, 1794 nucleotides. Lineage: Eukaryota; Dinophyceae; Prorocentrales; Prorocentraceae. The record is from the annotation of a GenBank genome assembly.
AUGGCGGGGACGCCGCCCGCUGAAGAUCACCAGCAGCAUUCUCUGGCAGUGAUGUUCGGAGCAGCCCGGCCGAAAAACAAGGGAGUGAUGACCAAGGCGCCCGCAGCGAAGCCCCGUGGGAAAGCUAAGCUAUCGGGGACGCAGAUGACACUGACUGGACAGCUUGUGCCGCCGCUCGCAUUGACCGACGCAGGGCCGCCGAAGGCACGCGGGAACAGCAAAGGCAAGGGCAAAGGUAAGCACCCCGCAGCGUUGAGGACGGCUCGCAAAGCUGCGUCAGCCGCAGCUCCCGCCGAAGAACUGCCUCCUCAGGGCGCAGCGGCUUUGCCACCAGAGCCGGACGACGCAGCGUCAGAGGCGGCAUCGGGAUCCGAGGAGCGCGGCGACGAGAUUGGUUCCGAGCUCGGCGUCAAACAGGAUGAGCUUGAGAGUGCCAAGCGUGAGCUUGAGGAGGAAGAGGCUCCACCGCCGGGCGCGGUAGCCAAGGUUGAGAAUGAGGAGCGCUCGCCCGAGGCGGCAGCGCCGCAGGCGGAGGAGGAGGAGGCAGCUCAGGACGAUCCGCCAGCAGGCGCUCCCCAGGUAGGGGAGUUCGUGGAUGUGCAUGGCAUCGAGGAUAGCAUCGUGCGUUGCAACCGCUGCUGUCGCACGGCAAAGGAGUGCAACUACAGGAUCAAGGCGAAGGGCCAGUCGACUUACCAGUGCGACGCGUGCAACACGAACGGGGUGCGCCUUUCUCGGAGGUUCGGACAGUGGCCGCCAAAGUGUUUCGCAAAAAUGAAGAGUGAGUUCAAGCAGCAGUUCUACAAGGAUCUGGCAGAAGAUCCUGGGCUGUCGAACCUCGAUCGCAUUGAAGCCUUCGUGGUCAGCUCAAUCACUGUCCAACGGAUGGAGGAGGAGCGCGUCCGCAAGGGUGGCAAGAACCUUCCGCUGAGGAAGUGGGCGCACGACGGCUUCGACGCGAAAAAGAUUGAAGAUAAUGUGCAGGAUAAGAGGUGGAACCCUGAUCUCGGGGAGUGGACGUACAGGCCGCAAUUUGAGGCGGCCUGGAGCGAGACAGUGGAGGCCGCAGUGCGCAACGAGCUGUACACCGAUAAGAGGACGCAGGCGAAGCAGAGCGGCCCGCGGGCAGCGGCCUCGACGGGCGUCGCAGAGCACGGCGGCGACAAGGGCGACAGAAGCGACGAGAGCGACAUGUCCAGAUCCAGGCGGCGCCGCAGGCGCAGGUCUGACAGCCGCAGGAGGAGGGGGCGCAGCAUGAGCAGGCGCGACAGCAGGGGCAGGCGCGACAGCAUGAGCAGACGCCGCGACAGACGUCGCGACACCAACCGCAGCAGGAGCCGCUCGCGCGGCGCCCGCGACAGGAGCAAGAGCCGCCGCAAGGGCAGGAGCAAGAGCCGCGGCAAGAGCAAGGACAGGAGCAAGAGCAGGGAUAAGGACGCUGAGAAGGAGCGGAGGCGACAGGAAGCGAGGGAGAAGGCCGAGCAGGCCAAGAAGGAGACGCAGGAGAAAAACCUGGCGCUGAAGUGGAUCGGCACCGCAACGAGGCUCGAGACAGAGCUGGACGGGUACCUCGAGCAUGAGAAGGCGGACAAGGUGCCGUCAUGGGCUGUGAAUAACGCGAAGGCGGCGAGGAAGUCCGUGGCAGUCAUGAAGGCGGUGGCGCAGAAGCGCGUGCACAGCGGCGUGGCGUUGACGAUCACGCAGGACGAGGCCAUCAGCAUCCAGAAGGAUGCGAGCUCGGCGGCGAGGGCCAUCGCGGGGAUGCUCAAGGAGGCGCAGAAGCACAGCACCUGA